Debaryomyces hansenii CBS767 is the source of this 1689-nucleotide messenger RNA. RefSeq lists its product as uncharacterized. The transcript has a single exon. The coding region runs from base 1 to 1689 and encodes 562 amino acids. Gene Ontology annotation, molecular function: protein binding. The record is from RefSeq and is a predicted model, not a curated record. Gene Ontology annotation, cellular component: NuA4 histone acetyltransferase complex. Lineage: Eukaryota; Fungi; Ascomycota; Pichiomycetes; Serinales; Debaryomycetaceae.
AUGGCUGCUAUAGAAUCACUUGAUAAAGAUCUUGUACUGAUAAUUAUAGCAUCCACUAUCAACAGCUCUGUUAAACAGUUGAAGGAUCUUACAGGCCAAUCAACCGUUGAAUUAAGCUUAGAUGCCUUUUUGGCAAAAAUGAAUGGUUUGAUUGUGGACUAUACUGAAGCAUUCAAUCAGGCUCCGGUAGAUUACAAGGUAGAUAAAUUAACAUUUGCUACAUUAAUAAAAGAAAGAAAGUUUGCAGACUUUGUUGAAGUAUCAGGCAACAUAUUAAAAAUCGAAACAAAUGCUAAAGCAUUUCAAGCCAUAUUGAGCAAUAUAGCAGUGACGUCUACAUUGAACUAUGCUAAGCUUCUUAUUAAAAACAUUGAUGACUUAGGUAUUAUAUAUAGAAGCUCGAUGGAUAAAACUGGUGCUGUAGGGUCAGAAAAAGGUGAAAAUGACAAUGCUCUACAAGAUACAAAUAUAGAGAAGUAUACCAUAGAGGAAGAAAUCGGAAGUGGUGAAGUUCAAGAAGAUACUGAAAGUAAUGAAGAAACAAAGCAAGAAGGUGAAGUUCAAAAGGCUUAUGAGCAAGAUAUAGAAGCGGAAGAUGAUCAAGAAGAAGAUAAAAUUGGAUUAGACGUAGAAGUAGAGCAUGACCAUAAUGAAAAAGACAUUGAAGACAUAGAAGAGCACGAGAAUAAUGAAUUGGAUAAAGAGGAAACAGAAAAUAUAGAACUCGGAGAACAAGGAGACAACAUAGAAGAAGAACAAGUUGAAAACAAAGAUGAAAAUCCAGACGAGCCAGAAGACAAAGAACAAGAAGAAGACAAAGAACAAAAAGAACAAGAAGAACUAGAAGAAGACAAAGAACAAGAAGAACAAGAAGAACAAGAAGAACAAGAAGAACAAGAAGAACAAGAAGAACAAGAAGAACAAGAAGAACAAAAAGAACAAAAAGAACAAGAAGAACAAAAAGAAAAAGAAGAAGCAAAAGAUGAAGCAAAAGAUGAACAAGAAGUGGACGAACAAGAAGAUCAAGCAGUAGAAGGUCAAGAAGAACAAAAAGAAGAACUAAAAGAAGAGCCAAAGGAGCAAGAAGAUCACGAAGUACAUGAAGAAGAAGAACAAGAUGAAGAGAAAUUGGAAUUGAACUUGGAAGAGGAACAAGAUCAACAAGUAGAUAAAGAUGCAAAGAAAGUCAAAGGUGAGCAAGGCAAUGCUACUCCAGUUGAGUCCAAAAAUAAUGUUCAAACUCCCGAACCUAAAUCAUCUGAUGGUAGUAUUAAAGAAGAAUUACGUUCUCAGUCAUCUAGAAAGCGUUCCCGAUCAUUGUCAGUAUCUACUCCUCAACAACAUAAAAGGUUCCAACAUAUUGCUGUUAAUUUGAUAAAUAACAUACAGGCCCAUAGAUUUUCAUCCCCUUUCUUGCAAGCAGUUAAUACCAAAGAGGCACCAGAUUAUCAUGAGGUAAUUUAUGAACCAAAAGACUUGAAAAACAUUUUAAAGUCAAUUAAGCUGAAGAACGAUCCACCAGAAUAUCAACUGAUCAAACAAUUAAAAAGAGAUAUUAUGUUAAUGUUAGCUAAUUGUAUUAUGUAUAAUAAGUCUGACACAGAUUUGGUUCAAUUAACCAAAAGCAUGAAGAAUGACGUGAAUAAUAUAUUCAAAUUAUUCGAAGAGGCUGAACUGGAUACUAAAUAA